Messenger RNA from Chelmon rostratus (copperband butterflyfish), 2237 nucleotides. RefSeq lists its product as uncharacterized. Gene Ontology annotation, molecular function: protein tyrosine kinase binding; MHC class II protein binding. The record is from RefSeq and is a predicted model, not a curated record. Gene Ontology annotation, cellular component: membrane raft; external side of plasma membrane. NCBI's taxonomy places the organism in Eukaryota, Metazoa, Chordata, Actinopteri, Chaetodontiformes, Chaetodontidae. The transcript has 8 exons. Bases 41 to 1123 code for a protein of 360 amino acids. Gene Ontology annotation, biological process: interleukin-15-mediated signaling pathway; T cell activation; positive regulation of ERK1 and ERK2 cascade.
CUUUCACUGUGAGAACAAGAGAUAAGAGAGCGACCGAAUCAUGAUGGCUGAGUUCAAAUGGAUUCAGACUUCUUUAUUUCUGAUGGUGAUGCUUCAGUUCACAGCAGCAGCUGAGAAACACUCAGCUCACACUCACUCCUUCACUGUCAGAGUUGGAGAUGACGUCUCUUUGCCUUGUGAAAAUGCAGCGAAAAAGAAGCAUAAAUGUGGCAGUUACACCUGGCUCUACAGUGGUUCAAGAAGCCCAGCAGCAGUGGAGCUGGUUCAACUCGGGAAGGUUGUUGAACGUGACGAACCUUCAUCAGACAGACUGAGUGUUCUACAGAACUGUUCUCUGGUCAUGAAGAAGGUCACAGUCGAGGAUGUUGGUCGUUACACAUGCAGAGAGUUCAAGUCAGGAGGAGAACAAGGUUCAGACUCUGUGGUUCAUCUGUCUGUGAUCAGCAUGACUGAACUUAAGGACACUGAUAAGGUGACAUUUAACUGCUCUGUGGUGACAUAUGAGCGAUGUACACACACAGUGCAGUGGUCGUUUAACGGUAACGAUGUGGAUAAAGAUAACCAGGAUCUCAAGAUGUCACAGUCUUCCUGCUUUGCCUCUCUGCGGUUUCUGUCUUCUCAUUACUUUUACACAUCAAGGUAUAAACGACUCAAGUGUAAAGUGACCAAUGGUAACAAAGUGCAGCAGUUUGACCUCAUCCCUCAGCCCUCAGGCGAGAAACCAGGUGACGACACAACAACAAAACAAUCAACAACGACUAAAUUAACCAGAACAACUGAAAACAGCAUGAAAGCAGGAACCAUGACGAUGGCGUCUCCGACCAAAGGUUGGUGGUGGUUGUACGUCAUUGCGGCUGUGCUUUCAGUCGCACUUUUAAUGAUUGUCGUGGAAGUCAUCAGAAGGAGGAGAUCUGAAGGGAACAAAACGCGGACGAACAACAAUGUUACCGAUCCUGAAGAUGGUGUUUCCUACGCCUCCAUCAGCUUCACCAAGAAGAGCAACAGUAACACCCAGGCUCUGGAUAAGGAUGAAGAUGUGACCUACACCGCCGUGAAAGCUUUGUCUUCUUCUGCUGGAGCCUCUGAAGAUAUCAGCAACCUCUAUGCCACCGUUAACAAAUAAGAGACCGCGGUCUAGUUACAGCUCACAUCAUCAUUACACUUCUUUUACUUUGAUAAAUGUUUGAAUUUGUAGUUUUACUAGAACUAUUUUUUGAUGCCUUUCAGGAUUUCUUGCUGUAAAAACCACUUAAUCCAGAAGGGGGUGCAGAAGGUUAACUCCUAUAUCUGUGUUCAAUUAAAUCUGAUUCAGACCUUUAAGAUAUGUAGGAAAAAGCAUUUUCCUCUACACAAAUACUGCCCUGUGGAAUUCCAGCCAUUAUCAACAUAAAUGUCAAAAUAAUUUUGGGUAUUUUGGGGUCAGAUCUAUAGAUUACAGAAUUACAUCUUCUGUGGCUAAAGAUAUAUUGUGGUGCUGUCACUCAAUUGAAUAUUAUCAGAUUCAAUCAGAUCAUUUGAUGAAACUAUUCUUUUUCUUUUUCAAAACUCUAUUUUUAUACUUCUCAUGGGUCACUCAAGCCUAAAAACAGUCCGGAUUCUUUUCUGCAGAUGUGGAGUUCAUCAAUUUGUCCAUGUGGGGACGAUCAUGAUGUGGAUUUUACUCAGGGAAUGACUCGGAGGGUCACGUCGUUUAUGUUAAUCUCCUGAUCUAACUGAUCUAAAUCUACAUGAAACACAAAAUAAUUCAGCAUGAAAGUUCAUUCUUGACCUCAGGAAUAAAAGUUUGACAAGAAAUCAACCAGUUUUUUAAAAAAUAGCUGCACCAGCUGUUAUAUUAGCCUCUAACUCGCUGUGACUUCCUGUUACAGGCCUGAGACUUGCUUGGCACUUAUACACACUGCUGCACUUGUUGUAUUUUACUAGAUGUUAUGUGUUCUAUUUGCUGUAUUUUUACCUGUAAUUUUGUUAUUUUAUUCUGUAGUUUUAUUUCCCAUCUCAUGUAAUGCAUUGUCUUUAUUUUCAUUUUUAUUCUCUCUUAAUUUUACUCUUAUUACCGAAUAGGUUUUAUUCUGCAUCUUAGUUUACAUACAUUUUUCAUCCCUGUUUUUAUGUCCAAUCUAUUCGUUUACGUGAAUCACACUCUUGGUUCAUGUGAUUUCUUUGUCAUAAAGCACUCUGAGCUGCAAUUCCUGUAUGAAAGGUGCUUUACAAAUAAAGAUUGUUUUAUAUAUACACAU